CCAUCACUAUAGUUACACCGACCUAUGUCAAAAGACACGACGUAGCCAAAUUUAGAGCCCUUCUUCAAACGACAUUUCCCCCACUCUUUCUUUCUUCCCUUUCUUCUUCAUUCUUCAUCCUUCAUCGCCGUUAAAUCUCUCUGUCCGAGCUUCUUCUACCACCAUCAUACCGCUUUCAAAUCCCCUCAUCACCCCUCAAAAUGAACAGAAUCACCAGCCUUGCCGCACUCCGGCGCGCCACCGCCGCAACAGCCGCAGCUUCAUUCUCCCAGACCCGAUCCCUUCAGCAAGCGGCUCCCUUCAGCAGCUCCGCCUCCUCCCACUGGUUUUCCGGGAGGUUUAUCCGUCACUUUGGGUCGACUUCUCCGGCAUCUCAUUCUCUCCCCUCUAAUGGCAUCGCCGGAACUAUGUUCUUCUCUGUUGCUGCUGCGACCACUUUAACUCAAGAGGCUCAUGCUAAGGAACCCAUUCAGUCUCAAAUUUUUAAGGACGUUGUUCUUUACCAGUAUGAAGCUUGCCCUUUUUGCAACAAGGUUAAAGCUUUUCUCGAUUACUAUAACAUUCCAUACAAAGUUGUGGAGGUUAAUCCCAUCGGCAAGAAGGAGAUUAAGUGGUCAGAUUACAAGAAGGUGCCUAUACUGACUGUUGACGGUGAACAGAUGAUUGAGUCAUCAGAGAUUAUUCAAUCACUUUACAAAAAAAUUCAUCCGGAGGGAUCCACUGGUUCUAGCACAAGCACUGAGGAAGAGAAGAAAUGGCUGGGGUGGGUGGAUAGUCACUUGGUGCAUGUCUUGUCACCAAAUAUCUAUCGAUCAGCGGGUGAGGCUCUCGAGUCAUUUGAUUACAUCGCAACCCAUGGGAAUUUUGGCUUCAUGGAGAAGAUGGUAGCAAAAUAUGCUGGUGCUACAGCCAUGUAUUUUGUGGCCAAGAAAUUGAAGAAGAAGUAUAAUAUAACUGAUGAACGUGAAUCUUUGUAUCAAUCCGCAGAAACAUGGGUAGAUGCCCUCAAGGGUCGGCCUUUUCUUGGUGACUCAAAACCUAAUCUGGCUGAUCUUGCUGUGUUUGGUGUCCUGAGACCAAUACGCAACCUACAAUCUGGCAGGGACAUGGUGGAGCACACACGCAUUGGUGAUUGGUACUCUCGGAUGGAAAAAGCGGUGGGGGAAUCUUGUAGAGUAACUGUGUAGCGCUAUUAUCAUCCAGCAUUCCGCCUCUCAGUAACUUUGUAGUCUUGUUUGUCUGGUUAAAUCUCUAUAUGCAGUGAUAGCUGAAGAUAUCUUAAUUUCAAAAAGUAAAUAAAGACUAGGAGUCAUUAGACGUGUACCUCAUAUACACAGAUUUGUGAGGAUAUAGACAUUUUUUCAUCGCAUAUACAUUUUUUGCAGGGUUACACGGCUACCAGCCCCUAUUUCUUGUAGGUAAAAUUGCCACACCAUCAGGAAGAGAUAUAGCUCGUUUCUCCCAGUUGUUGACAUAAACGGUGGUUAAAUGCAAAAGAAAUGUAUUCUUAUUCAUAGUAUGCAAAAGAUGCUUGGAAAAAGUUUUGGAGUUAUUGCUGUAUGCAUUUUCAACCUUCU
Molecule: messenger RNA, 1577 nt
Organism: Chenopodium quinoa (quinoa)
Lineage: Eukaryota; Viridiplantae; Streptophyta; Magnoliopsida; Caryophyllales; Amaranthaceae
Product: prostaglandin E synthase 2-like
Exons: 6
Coding region: 201-1187 (328 amino acids)
Cellular component (GO): mitochondrion
Molecular function (GO): prostaglandin-E synthase activity
Source: RefSeq, a predicted model, not a curated record